Molecule: messenger RNA, 1790 nt
Organism: Calypte anna (Anna's hummingbird)
Lineage: Eukaryota; Metazoa; Chordata; Aves; Apodiformes; Trochilidae
Gene: EIF3E
Product: eukaryotic translation initiation factor 3 subunit E
Exons: 14
Coding region: 470-1660 (396 amino acids)
Biological process (GO): translational initiation
Cellular component (GO): nucleus; eukaryotic translation initiation factor 3 complex; cytoplasm
Molecular function (GO): translation initiation factor activity
Source: RefSeq, a predicted model, not a curated record
GCCAUGGCUGAGAGGAAGCCCGGGACAGCCUCUCCUCCGGCAGCGCAGCUCCCUGGGCUGCUCGCUCGUGGGGCAGAGGAGACCUCCUCUUUUUCCUUCUUCGGAUUUGGCGUAGUUUCUUCCUUUUCGUUUGACUCUCGGGAGGGGAAAGCAUAAGUUGUCUUGCACAGCUGCCGUUCGUUUUCUGCCUGCUCCCCGGCAGCGUGAGGCGGCCCCGGAUGGCCCGGGCCUGCUCCUGCUCUGCGGGCGCUGUCACUCGUGUUGCCCCGCAGCCGUGGGGGUUCAGGGUGGUGUGUGUGGUCUUUGCAGCUCCUGCAUUCAUAAGUAGCAGAAAGUUGCUGAUACCUUACUAAGAGCAAGAAUAUAGAGAGGCUGUAUCAUAAGCUCACUAAAUGACAGCUGUGAGAUCUUGAUCUACAAUGAAAAAGAGUUGCUCCAAGGAAAGCUGGAUCUCCUUAGUGAUACCAACAUGGUGGAUUUUGCUAUGGAUGUGUACAAAAAUCUUUAUUCUGAUGAAAUUCCACAUGCUUUGCGUGAGAAGAGGACCACUGUUGUUGCACAGCUGAAGCAGCUUCAAGCUGAAACUGAACCUAUUGUCAAGAUGUUUGAAGAUCCAGAGACUACAAGGCAAAUGCAGUCCACUAGGGAUGGUCGGAUGCUGUUUGACUACUUAGCCGAGAAGCAUGGUUUUAGGCAGGAAUACCUAGAUACACUCUACAGAUAUGCAAAAUUCCAGUAUGAAUGUGGUAAUUACUCAGGAGCUGCAGAAUAUCUCUAUUUCUUUAGGGUUCUGGUUCCAGCAACAGACAGGAAUGCUUUGAGUUCUCUGUGGGGAAAAUUGGCAUCUGAAAUUCUGAUGCAGAAUUGGGAUGCAGCCAUGGAAGAUCUUACGAGACUAAAGGAGACAAUAGAUAAUAAUUCUGUCAGCUCUCCACUGCAGUCACUUCAGCAAAGGACAUGGCUCAUCCACUGGUCUUUAUUUGUAUUUUUCAAUCAUCCUAAAGGAAGGGACAAUAUCAUUGACCUGUUUCUCUAUCAGCCACAGUAUCUCAAUGCAAUUCAGACAAUGUGCCCACAUAUCCUCAGAUACCUGACUACUGCAGUCAUAACAAACAAGGAUGUUCGAAAACGCAGACAAGUGCUGAAAGAUCUAGUCAAGGUUAUUCAGCAGGAGUCCUACACAUACAGAGACCCUAUCACAGAAUUUGUGGAAUGCCUGUAUGUUAAUUUUGAUUUUGAUGGUGCACAGAAGAAGCUGAGAGAGUGUGAAACAGUGCUUGUGAAUGAUUUCUUCCUAGUGGCUUGUCUUGAGGACUUCAUAGAGAAUGCUCGGCUCUUCAUAUUUGAGACCUUUUGUCGCAUCCAUCAGUGUAUCAGCAUUGGCAUGUUGGCAGAUAAACUGAAUAUGACUCCUGAAGAAGCAGAAAGAUGGAUUGUCAAUCUAAUUCGAAAUGCACGAUUAGAUGCCAAAUUGGAUUCAAAGCUGGGCCAUGUAGUCAUGGGCAACAAUGCAGUCUCACCUUAUCAACAAGUGAUUGAAAAGACCAAAAGCCUGUCUUUUCGUAGUCAAAUGUUGGCUAUGAACAUUGAGAAGAAAUUGAAUCAGAGUGGUAGAUCUGAGGCACCUAACUGGGCUACUCAAGACUCUGGCUUCUACUGAAAAACUUCUGCAAACAGGGGAAAAAAAAAUUGGUUUUCAUUUGACUAAAAAGCACAUAACUUUUUUUGAGAGAGGUAAUAAUGUAUUCCAUCUAGCAUUAUUUAAAUAAAAUUGGCUAAUUUUAACAGUC